This is a messenger RNA of Cladophialophora yegresii CBS 114405, 1074 nucleotides long. RefSeq lists its product as uncharacterized. The coding region runs from base 1 to 1074 and encodes 357 amino acids. Gene Ontology annotation, cellular component: mediator complex; nucleus. The record is from RefSeq and is a predicted model, not a curated record. Gene Ontology annotation, biological process: positive regulation of transcription by RNA polymerase II. Gene Ontology annotation, molecular function: cyclin-dependent protein serine/threonine kinase regulator activity. NCBI's taxonomy places the organism in Eukaryota, Fungi, Ascomycota, Eurotiomycetes, Chaetothyriales, Herpotrichiellaceae. The transcript has a single exon.
AUGGCAGCCAACUACUGGGUUUCAACCCAGCGCAAGUACUGGACAUUCACUCCCGAAAAGCUCCUUGAAGUACGAGACGACCUCGAGAAGCUCAACGCCAAAGUCCUUGAACAGUGGCCGUACCCGGAUCGAAGGCUCAUGUUCAUCUUCCUCAGAGACAAGAUCCUGCAGUUAGGCAAAAGGCUGCAGUUCCGCCAACAAUGUGUCGCCACCGCCAUGGUCUACUUGCAUCGGUAUUUCUUGUCGACCCCGAUGCAGAACGUCAACCUCUAUCUGCUGGUUGCCACAGCGUUCUAUCUCGCUUCUAAGACGGAAGAGUCCCCACAUCAUAUCCGUCUUGUUGCCGCCGAAGCACGUCAAGCAUGGCCUGAAUUCGUGCCCGGUGAUGUAUCCAGAUUGGGGGAAAUGGAGUUCUGUCUCAUUUCGGAAAUGCGUUCACAACUAAUUGUCUGGCACCCGUAUCGCUCCUUGAUCGCCCUAAAAGAGAACCAAGAUCUCAAGCUCAGCAAUGACGAGCUAGGCUUGGCUUGGUCCAUCAUCAACGACAGUUACAUGACGGACUUGCCGCUGACCUGCCCUCCACAUGUCACCGCCAUCAUUGCAAUGUUUCUGGCAGUCAUAUUCCUGCCAAGUGCCAAGGCAAGUGGCACAGCGAGGUCUAUGCCGCAUGAUUCACUUGCCAAUCCCGAUUCCACCCAUUGCUCGUCCCUCGGAGCUGGAGGUCGUCAAAUGCUGUCUGGGCCGUUCAAAAAUGUCCUAGGGAGCCUGCAGCUGUCUAAUCAAAUGGCUGCACAGAGCAACGCGAACAUGAAUGGGAAGGCAUCAACUGCCAACCAGUCCGAUCCUCUCCUGCAGCAACCGCUCGACAAGCAAACGGCGCUGACCUUGAUGAAGGAGAACGAGAAGAUAGCAAACACCAUCAAGUUCUUGGUUGAGUCAGGAAUUGACAUCAAGCAGAUGAUCGAAGGGACACAGGAGAUGAUCAGUUUGUACGACAUCUGGGAGCAGUACAACGAGAAGUCCGUCAAGGAUGUCGUGGCUAGGUGUCUCAAAACUCGUGGUCUGGACUGUUAG